Molecule: messenger RNA, 483 nt
Organism: Sugiyamaella lignohabitans
Lineage: Eukaryota; Fungi; Ascomycota; Dipodascomycetes; Dipodascales; Trichomonascaceae
Gene: IMG2
Product: mitochondrial 54S ribosomal protein IMG2
Exons: 1
Coding region: 1-483 (160 amino acids)
Biological process (GO): translation
Cellular component (GO): ribosome; mitochondrial large ribosomal subunit
Molecular function (GO): structural constituent of ribosome
Source: RefSeq, a predicted model, not a curated record
AUGUUCAGCCCACGGGUAUUAAGACUGCUGGGUCAGUCACAGAAAUGCCGACACCACUCUACAGGCACGCUUCGUGCUAUGACACAUAUUCAAAAAUCAUCACAACUGCCACAUGUUGAGCCAGGAAAACCAUUCGAGGUUAGCAAGGUCAUUGGAGAUAGCAUGUUCCCUAGCUUAGACAAGGUUUCUGCAUCGGACUUAGUAUUGAAGAAGCUAAGUAACGACCAAGGUAAAGCAUGGUACACUAUUACUCGCACCAGAUCUGGUCUUCUUCCAGUGUAUAGCGAUAUCAAGGCGGACGGAUCGGUUAAGACAGUGAUUCGCAGAAUUGAAGGAGAUGUCUCUCAACUACGGAACGACAUCAAAUUAGCAUUGGGAAUUUCCAAACAUGAUAUCUACAUUAAAGAUACAUCGAAACAAAUUGUUAUCAGAGGAGACUAUGUGUCGCAUGUAAAACAGAUUCUCCAAAAGGCAGAAUUUUAA